GCAGGGGGUGGCCUGGCUUCGUUGAUGAUCGUCAUCAUCUUCGACACGAUAUAGCUCAUUCUAUGAGUUGAACGGGUCGUAGAGCCACGAGAUUCGGCGGAGUCGUCUCCCACUUCCUUUCCUGCUUUUGAAUUCUGCCUUCUACUUUUUCAGAUCUCCAAUUGCUGUCUGCUCGAGAGGCCUUCAGAUCUCAAUCGCCGAUCCCGUCGUUCCCCGCGUUGACUGGAUUUCGAUAUGGAGACAAGCGUGGAGGGUAGGCACAGGUUACACUCUCGCUUGCGUCUAUGGGAGUUCCCUGAUCAGUAUGUGAUCGAGCCUACUGAUGGCUCUGGCUCUUCCUCCCUUGAGAUCAGUCGUGUUGAUGGCUCCAUGAAGCUCCUCGAUCAAGUCACAGAGUGCAGCGAUCUCCGGGUCCCUAAAAUCCGCACCAUUUUUGGCAUUGUGGGGAUGCUCAAGCUCAUCGCAGGAUCAUACUUGGUGGUCGUGACGGAGAGCGAAUGUGUUGGGUCAUUUCUGGGUCACCCUACUUUCAGAAUUAAAUCUCUCAAGGUCCUUCCUUGUGAUCAUUCGCUUAAAAACUCCCCGGAAGAACAGAAAAAGAUGGAGACUGAGUUCUCUAGGCUAUUGAGCGUAGCAGAAGGGACAUCUGGUCUUUACUUCUCAUAUGAAAUUAAUCUAACACUGAGUGCUCAGCGCUUGCAUGACUUGGGUGAGGAGUCUAAGUCACUUCCUUUGUGGAGACAGGCUGAGCCUAGGUUUCUCUGGAACAAUUAUAUGUUGGAAGUCCUGAUCGAUAAUAAGCUAGACCAAUUUUUACUUCCAGUAAUUCAGGGGAGUUUUCAUAGUUUUCAGACGGCCGUUGGAAGAGAUAUUGUUGACAUUACUCUGAUUGCUAGGAGGUGUACUAGGAGAAAUGGUACACGUAUGUGGCGAAGAGGAGCUGACCCCGAUGGAUAUGUUGCUAAUUUUGUGGAAACUGAACAAAUUUUCCAGAUGAAUGGAUACACAUCAUCAUUUGUCCAGGUUAGAGGAUCUAUGCCUUUCAUGUGGGAACAAAUCGUCGAUUUAACUUACAAGCCCAAAUUUGAGAUUGUCCGACCAGAAGAAGCUCCACGCAUAGCUGAACGUCACUUUCUGGACCUACGGAAAAAAUACGGAUCAGUUUUGGCAGUUGAUCUUGUCAAUAAGCAUGGAGGUGAGGGGAGCUUAAGCGAAAAGUUUGCAAGUGCUAUGCAGCACAUCACUGGUGAUGAUGUAAGAUACCUGCACUUUGAUUUUCAUCGCAUCUGUGGGCAUGUUCACUUUGAACGGUUAUCACUACUGUAUGAGCAGAUGGAGGAUUUUCUUGAGAAAAGCGGGUAUUUUUUGUUGAACGGAAAGGGCGAAAAGAUGAAGGAGCAGCUGGGUGUUGUCCGGACUAAUUGCAUAGAUUGCUUAGACCGUACGAAUGUCACCCAGAGCAUGAUUGGUCGAAAGAUGUUGGAAUUUCAACUCAAAAGGCUUGGUGUUUUUGGCGCUGAAGAAACUAUAAGCUCUCAUCCAAAUUUCGAUGAAUGCUACAAAAUAUUAUGGGCGAAUCAUGGUGAUGACAUUAGCAUUCAGUAUUCUGGCACUCCUGCAUUGAAAGGAGAUUUCGUUAGGUAUGGGCAGCGAACUGUACAAGGGAUCCUUAAUGAUGGUUGGAACGCCUUAAUGCGGUAUUACCUGAACAACUUUGCUGAUGGAACUAAGCAGGAUGCGAUUGAUCUUCUGCAAGGACACUACAUAGUAGCCGUCAGUCGAGACAUGGCUCCAGUGCCUCAGAAGGGAGGUGUUGAGGCCAUAGCUAACUUCCCAGUGGCACUAUCAGUGGUCCUGAUCAGUUUAUUUUUCGCGACAAUGUCUCUGAAACAAGCUGGGCGUGAUUACAGGCACUUGUUCUUCUCGGUCAUGUGGACGGGCAUCGGAAUGGCCAUAGUGGUGUUCAUGAGGGCCAAUGGCCGGAUCUUCUGCAACAGGCCUCGCCUGCACAAGCCCAGAUGUUGAAUCAUCUGAUGACAGGUUUUGCAAGUCAAAUCUUUGGGGGGGUUUUUUAAAUUUAUUCACACUCUUUAAUUCUUUUUAUUUAAUUAGAGGCCCGUAAGAUUAAGAACCGAACACGAACAAGAAGCGCUGCUUGCGCAUGUUUCGUCUCUGUUUUCUUGCUACUGCUGCUCUGUGGCUUUAUCAUAGUACCAUGGAAGCACAAAGCGGUUGGUGGAUCCUCUUUCUUUCAUCAAUAUGAUUUGGUUUACGCCGCCACGGGAUCCAAAUGGAUGAGAUCGUGUCUGUGCGAUCGGUAAUGAUUUGAAGUGUUUACAGAGAUUUAAUCCAAAACCAUAAUGAAUGUAUUAUGGCAUUUGCCCUU
Messenger RNA from Tarenaya hassleriana, 2386 nucleotides. RefSeq names its product phosphoinositide phosphatase SAC6. Gene Ontology annotation, molecular function: phosphatidylinositol-4-phosphate phosphatase activity. Gene Ontology annotation, biological process: phosphatidylinositol dephosphorylation. Bases 235 to 2025 code for a protein of 596 amino acids. Gene Ontology annotation, cellular component: endoplasmic reticulum. The transcript is spliced from 21 exons. The record is from RefSeq and is a predicted model, not a curated record. Lineage: Eukaryota; Viridiplantae; Streptophyta; Magnoliopsida; Brassicales; Cleomaceae.